Messenger RNA from Argiope bruennichi, 2480 nucleotides. Its product is annotated as zinc finger protein 26-like. Gene Ontology annotation, molecular function: DNA-binding transcription factor activity; RNA polymerase II cis-regulatory region sequence-specific DNA binding. Gene Ontology annotation, biological process: regulation of transcription by RNA polymerase II. Bases 597 to 2303 code for a protein of 568 amino acids. The transcript is spliced from 4 exons. The record is from RefSeq and is a predicted model, not a curated record. Lineage: Eukaryota; Metazoa; Arthropoda; Arachnida; Araneae; Araneidae.
UCCGUCACUUUUGGCAACGUGCCAAUAGACUUACUACCGGGAGUAAAAACCAAAUUUCAUAAGGAAAUAUAUUUGUAUGGGCCGAUUUUCUGGUUUUCGAUAUCGAAAAAGAUUUAUCUAUUAACAAUGGGGAAAACGCACGGGAUGUUUAUUAACAUAACUUAUUAAAGAAUUAAAAAAGAGGACAGCUGAAAUGCUCUGAGAUCAUAUACUUUUAUGAUUGAAAAAAAAAAUAUUGGGUUCCUGUACAGAUUUCCAACAAGGCAUAGUAGGAAGCUGCUUAGAACUGCUGGAUAGACUAGAGGCUACAAGCAGAUAAGAAGACAUCUGAGGGCUUGGUGAAAGAAGCAUAUUUUGUUCUUGAAAAUUCAUCGUUCACCUUAUAGAGAUUCUUUAUUAAAAUCACAAUUAUUUUGCUAAAUAUGACAAACCUGCUGAUAUACUAUAACUUAGUAAUAAUAAAAAAAUUAAUAACUUAAACUAAUAAAAAUUAUUUUUCACUUUUUUUGAAAAAAGAUAUUUAUUUAAUUCAAUUAUAAAAUUUAAAUAUUCGUCUACUAAAUUUGAUUUUUUUCUUCUGGAUUAUUAAUAAGAAUAUGAUUAACGUAAAUAAUUAUUUAUUGCUUUUUAUACCACUAAAUGCUGUUUCGAAUGAUAGUCCUGGAACAAAUGAUGUGCAAAAGUCUACAACGAACAGUAGUCCUGAAACAAAUGAUGUGCAUAAAUCUACAACCAAUAGAAGUCCUGGAAUAAAUGAUGUGCAAAAGUCUACAAUCUAUAGUAGUCCUGGAACAAAUGAUGUGCAAAAGUCUACAACCAAUAGUAAUCCUGGAAUAAAUAAUGUGCAAACGUCUAUAAUGAGUAGUUAUCCUGGAACAAAUGAUGUGCGAAAGUCUACAACGAAUAGUAAUCCUGUAAGAAUUAAUGUGAAGAUGUCUACUACGAAUAUUAAUCCUGGAACAAAAAAUGUGCAAACAUCUAUAAUGAAUAGUAAUCUUGGAGCAAAUAAUGUGCAAUUUUCUUCUGCUACGAAUAAUAGUUCGGAAACAAAUGAUGCGCAAAAGUCUGUGGCGAAUAUUUCGGAAACAAAUGAUGCGGAAAAACCUGCCUUGAAUAACAGUCCUGAAACAAAUGAUAUGCAAAGACCUUCCACGAAUAGCAGUUCAGAAACAAGUACUAAAGCAUUAAGUCUAAAGCACCAAGACAAAGAUCACAUUUUUAAUAAAGAAAGACGUUAUGUUUGCGACGUGUGUGGUAAAGCGUUUCGACAAAAAGUUCAUUUACAGCAGCAUAUUCCAACUCAUUCGAAAGAAAAACCUUUCCCAUGUCCUAUAUGUAAAAAAUCAUUUUCUCGGAACGAACUUCUAAAGGAGCAUAAUUACAUUCAUUUACGUUUGAGGCCUUUUGUCUGCGAUUUAUGCGGCAAAGCGUAUGCUAGAAGAGACAAUUUGCAACUUCAUUCUAUUACUCACUUGGGUGAUGACCUUAAUGUAGAAAAAGGAUGUAAAACAUUUCCCAAGACAAAUGCUUGGUCAAUACAACAUCUUAUUGACAGAAAUGAGACAUCUUACAUUUGUGAUGUAUGCGGUAUGGUAUUUUCGCGGAAAGGUCAAUUCAUUAAACAUUCCCGGACUCAUGCUCGCAGAAAGCCUUUCGAAUGUUGUGUGUGUGGCAAAUCAUUUUCUGGAAAAAGUUACCUGCAUAAACACUAUCUUAAACACCCAAAUGCUAAACUGUCUGAUAUGGGUGAUGGUGCAUCUUCUCAGACAAACGAUUCACCAGAGCAUGAUCUUAUUAACAGUAGCGAGAAUCGUGAGUGUGAUAUGUUUGACCAUGAGUAUUCAAGAAGUGAUCACUUAAACGACCAUCACCGUACCCAUGCAAAUGAUAGUACCCAUGCAAAUGAUCAGCACAUUCAUGCAGAAGAAACGCGUUUUACAUGUGAUGUGUGCGGCAAGUCAUUUUCCCGUAAGUCCUAUUUGAAAGAGCAUUCUCAUCUUCACUCAAAGGAAAAACACUUUGUGUGCGAUGUUUGUAACAAAGCAUUUUCGCUGCGGAGUCAUUUAAAAAAACACUCUGCCAUUCAUAAUAAAACGAAAAUGUUCACUUGCAAUAUAUGCAACAAAAAUUUUUCAAAACUCUUCUAUUUAGAAUCACAUUAUCGGAUUCAUACUGGCGAAAAACCGUUUGUGUGUGCUGUAUGCAACAGAGGCUUCACCCGAAGCUCUACAUUGAAAAAGCAUUGCCUUGCUCACAAUAAAAAAAAAUCAGUCGACGAAGAUGCUUCGGACAUGAAAGGUUAGCCAUGCUCCUUUUGUCCGAAAAGUUUUACAAAGUUCUUCAAUUUGCGAACGCAUUAUCGAACUCACACUGGUGAAAAACCUUUUGCGUGCCAUGUGUGCAGUAAGGUGUUUACUCGAAAUAGCACUUUGAAAAGACAUUCUCUCAUUCAUUCUAAUGAAAUAUCACCUGAAAUGCCU